Molecule: messenger RNA, 2083 nt
Organism: Eufriesea mexicana
Lineage: Eukaryota; Metazoa; Arthropoda; Insecta; Hymenoptera; Apidae
Gene: olf413
Product: DBH like monooxygenase olf413
Exons: 9
Coding region: 101-2083 (660 amino acids)
Biological process (GO): octopamine biosynthetic process; norepinephrine biosynthetic process; dopamine catabolic process
Cellular component (GO): secretory granule membrane
Molecular function (GO): copper ion binding; dopamine beta-monooxygenase activity
Source: RefSeq, a predicted model, not a curated record
AUUUCUUCGGUGGAGAAGUUCGCAGACUAUUAAACCUGGCAGCAACUUCAGCCUACUUCGUUCAACGAGUGAUGUUCUGAGAUCGCAUCGGUCGUAAAAGAUGAAGGCCGUAAUCGCGUCGUGUCUGCUCCUCUUCGUCGCCGGCGUACUCUCCGUCGAGUGGAAACACAGCGCCAUCCUGGACAAUAACUUCUUGGUUCUUUGGACGCCGGGCGAGAGAGACGUCAUGUUCGAGAUUCAAGUGAAGACCCUGGGCUACGUGGGUCUCGGCUUCACGAGGGACGACGGUAGCAUCGGGGCUGACAUGGUCAUUGGAUGGGUGGACAACAACGGACAGCUCCAUCUCCAGGACCGUCACGUGAAGAAUUCCAGCAAGGAUCCGCAGAUGGACUCCAGCCAAGACUAUUGCCUGCUACUGGGUUACGAGAACAAGACGCACACGGUUCUGCGUUUCAGCAGACGAUACGAUACGUGCGACCCGCGGGACCUCAAGAUCACGAACGACACGAUGCAAGUGGUUUGGCAAUAUCACGUGGAAGAACCAGUGUCCGCAGCCGGAGUUCUGCCGGAUCACGACGCCGUCCGUGGAUCCAGACCGCUUUAUCUGGUGCAAAGGGAUGCCCAGCCGAGGCCAAGCUCGCGCAACGAGGAAGCCGGGUCACCGCUUCAAACGUGGGACAUAUUGAACCAGCAGGUUCACUUACCCACGGAACACGACACGCUGCAUUGGUGCCGCAUUCUGAGGAUGCCAAACAUUGAUCGCAAACACCACGUCGUGAAGUACGAGCCGGUGAUACCACCCGGAAGUUACGAUUACCUGCAUCACAUGACUUUGUACGAGUGUCGCGCGGACGAGGCGCAAUUGGAAUCCGCAGCGAAGACGCCCGGCAGUGUUUGCUAUCAGCCCAAUCAGCCGUCUCCUCUGUGUAACACAAUCGCGGCUAUCUGGAGUCUGGGCUCCGAGGGCUUCAAUUACCCGCCGGAGGCCGGUUACGCGCUCGAUCCGCACGCUGGGCCACGCUACUACAUGCUGGAAACGCACUACACGAACCCGCAGAAGGAUGCGUUCAUCACCGACAGCUCUGGCCUGCGUUUGUAUUACACGGACCGGCUGCGCACCCACGACGCCGGCAUCCUGAGCAUCGGCAUCGACCCGAACUGGAGGCACAUCAUACCACCCGGCCAGCCCGAGGUGGUCUCCGAAGGUCAUUGCAUCUCGGACUGUACCGGGCACACCAUUCCCAACAGCGGCAUCAACGUAUUCGCCGUCAUCAUGCAUACUCAUCAACUGGGCAGGAAGGUCCGAUUGCGUCAGAUAAGGUCUGGCGAGGAGCUGCCACCCAUUGCGUCUGACACCAAUUACGAUCCUAGCUAUCAGGAGUAUCGGAAGCUGCAGAAGCCCGUCAGGGUCUAUCCGGGCGAUCAUUUGGUGGCCGAAUGCACGUACUCGUCGAAAUCCAGGCAAGCAAUCACGCUCGGUGGUCCGACAACGAAGGAGGAAACUUGCUUGGUGUCCGCCCUUUAUUAUCCGCGCAUCGAGCUGUCGCUCUGCUACUCGCUGCCUUCGUUACCAACGGUUCUGCAGAGUUUGGGGAUCCAAAAGCUGAUGCAGGGUCACAGUCCGGUAAAGAUUCAAGAACCGCCAGAGCUGUCCGGCAUGACGUUGGAGGAUCGUUUGCUCAGCUACGACUGGAAGACCGGUUUUCAAAGCUUCCAAGAAGUUACACGAGGAGGCACUUUCAAACCGCUCUGCUGGACCAUCGACGGGGCUCUACCGGACACCGACAACCUGGAAGUUCACUAUCCAAGGAUUCUGAGGCCUUACGAGGAGGUCGUGCUUCCUUGCACGAAGAAACCUCUCAGGAACAAGUUGUCUAAGCUGUUGAGCGAGGACGAAGACAUCGGUGCCCACGUGGAUCCUGACAGCGACGAGACGAACGCCGUCGAACGUGGGCAACUGGUGCGCAGCAAAGUGUCCCGUAGCAGCGACGGUCCAACCGGCGGAAGUUCCUCGACCAGAUCGGUACCGAUCAUCCUGAUACCGAGCAUCCUCCUGGCGCUCGUCGCCGGCGCGUUCAGGUGA